CAGUAGCAGCCCGCUCUAGAGGACGACCGUGCGUUCCUGUUCGAUCGCCGUCGUUGCGUUCGCUAGCUGAGUCCACACGCACUUUCAAGCACGGUUGAGACGAUGCUGGAACUCCAUGGGUCUUCCCACCUAACUCAGACAAGGCGUGAUACUCUCCUGAAGAGCAUCCAAAAGCGUUGUCCGAAAAUCGUCUCCGUGGACGCAGUCCAUCUGCACCUCGUCGACUCACCUGAGGAGGAAUUGUACCAACCAGGAUCUAAGCCGCAGCUCGUCCUCAGUCGCUUGCUUCAGUAUGGAGAUGACAUCACGCUUCCGGGCACCGCCGAUGCCUUGCGCGCAGAGCACAACAUUGCCUUUGUCUUGCCCCGCCCAGGAUCUGUAUCUCCCUGGUCCAGCAAGGCAACCGAUAUCGCUGCAAUAUGUGGGCUGAAGAAGUACGUCAAACGUAUCGAGCGAGGUGUCAUCUUUGUUUUCAAGACUUCGGAAGGAGACCUGACGAAGGACGACCUCGCCUCCUUCGCGGACCUCAUACAUGACCGUAUGACUCAGGUCGUCCAGCUCACGCACCCUGAUCCCGAGGUCAUAUUCUCUCACAAGACUACAAAGCCUCUCGUCACCGUUGACCUGAUAUCAGACAGCAAGAAUGCCGGAGCUGCUCGCGAGAAGCUGGUCGCUGCAAACAAGGAGCUAGGGUUGGCGUUGUCUUCCGAUGAGAUUGACUACCUGGUGGACGCAUUCGUGUCUGGCUCCUCUCCUAUCGGCCGCAACCCCACCGAUGCCGAGCUAUUUAUGUUCGCUCAAGUCAAUUCCGAGCACUGCAGGCACAAGAUAUUCAAUGCAUCGUGGACUGUCGACGAUGCCUUGCAGGAUACGUCUCUAUUCCAGAUGAUCAGGAACACAGAGAAGGUCUGCGGGAAAGGAACGAUCUCAGCCUAUUCGGAUAACGCAGCAGUGUUUGAAGGACAUUCCGCCCCUCGCUUCGGAGUCUCAUUCGCGGACCAAGCGUCUCCGCGGUAUGAGGCGCAGGUCGAGGAUAUGCCCAUUCUCAUCAAAAUCGAGACCCACAACCACCCGACCGCCGUGUCGCCGUACCCUGGGGCGGCAACUGGAUCGGGAGGUGAGAUCAGAGACGAGGGCGCUGUCGGCCGAGGAUCAAAGCCCAAAGCGGGUCUCGCGGGCUUCACCGUCUCCAACCUGCUGAUACCUGGCUUCGAGCAGCCCUGGGAGACGGACUUUGGCCACCCCGCUCACAUCGCGUCUGCUCUUGACAUCAUGAUCGAGGGCCCCCUCGGCGCGAGUGGGUUCAACAACGAGUUCGGACGCCCUGCUUUAGCCGGAUACUUCCGCACGUUCGCAGAACGCGUUCCUGCUGGUACAGAAGGGGAGCUGGAGACUCGUGGUUACCACAAGCCGAUCAUGAUCGCUGGCGGUCUGGGUAACGUCCGUCCCUCCUUCGCGAUGAAAUCUAAGAUUUCUCCAGGAGCCAAGAUCAUCGUGCUUGGUGGCCCCGGUUUACUGAUCGGUCUUGGCGGAGGAGCAGCAAGCAGUCAAGUGUCCGGUGCCGGCUCGGCUGAACUGGAUUUUGCGAGUGUGCAACGAGACAAUGCGGAGAUGCAGCGGCGCUGUCAGCAGGUCAUCGAUGCGUGCGUCUACCUCGGUGAGGGAAACCCUAUACAGUCCAUCCACGAUGUCGGCGCCGGUGGUCUCUCGAACGCUCUGCCGGAGCUGGUGCACGACUCCGGUCUGGGAGCUAUCUUCGAGAUACGUGACGUCCUCGUGGCGGAUACGAGCAUGUCGCCCAUGGAGAUCUGGUGCAACGAGAGUCAGGAGCGAUACGUCCUCGCCAUUUCACCAGAGAAGGAGUCAGAUUUCACUGCACUGGCACAGCGUGAACGAUGUCCCUUUUCCGUCGUCGGUGUUUCGACGGUGGAGGAGGAGCUCAUCGUCACAGAUCGCCUAUUUAAGACGGAUGUCAUCCGGCUGAAGAUGUCAACGUUGUUCGGCAAGCCUCCCAGGAUGCACCGCUCCGACUCGACCAAGCUGAUCACCUACGUCCCGUUCGAUACCUCGCUGGCUCGGUAUGUGCCCUCAGCUACCACCUCCCAGGACCGCAUCGCUGCUGCUGUCCACCGCGUUCUCCGCCUGCCUUCCGUAGGCUCCAAAUCAUUCCUCAUCACGAUCGGAGACCGCUCCAUCACGGGUCUCGUCGCCCGGGAUCAGAUGGUCGGGCCCUGGCAGGUACCCGUAGCGGACGUCGCCGUCACCCAAGCGUCAUACGGCUUCGACGUGCCCUUCGGAGAGGCAAUGGCCAUGGGCGAACGCACACCAUUGGCGUUGCUCAGCGCAGCAGCGUCUGCCCGCAUGGCGGUCGCAGAAUCCCUCAUGAACCUCACCGCCGCUCACAUCGGUGAUCUGAGCCGCGUGAAGCUCAGUGCGAACUGGAUGUGUGCCGCGUCGAAAGCGGGCGAGGGUGCGGCGCUCUACGCGGCCGUCAAGGCUAUCGGUAUGGAGCUCUGCCCCGCGCUCGGUGUGGGCAUCCCCGUGGGCAAGGACUCGAUGUCGAUGUCGAUGAAGUGGAGGGAGGGCGAAGAGCAACGCGAGGUCAGCGCGCCUCUGUCCCUGAUCGUGACCGCGUUCGCGAGAGUGGAGGAUACUGGCGCAACCUGGACUCCUCAGUUGCAGACUGAUGCUGGCGAGCCUACUGUGCUUGUGUUCUUCGACCUGGCAGAGAGUAAGCAGCGCCUUGGAGGGUCGGCUGUGGCGCAGGUGUUCAAGGAGAUUGGCUCGGAGGCACCAGACGUCGAGAAUGCUGCACAACUUAAAGUGUUCCUGAUCGGCUGUCGGACUGUUCGAGAGAAAGCAUCCGGGCUCGUUCUUGCAUACCACGACAGGUCAGAUGGAGGAUUGUUCACAACACUGGCAGAAAUGGCAUUCGCUGGGCGUGUUGGCGUUGAUGUCUCCCUCGAUGAGGUUAUGGUCUCUGGCGAUCCCAUUUCGACCCUAUUUAACGAAGAACUCGGUGCCGUCAUGCAGGUCUGUCAGUCACAAGUUGAUGAACUUAAGAGCAUCUUCGCCAAUGUCGGGUUCCCGGUGGCGUGCAUCCAUAUCAUUGGUCAAGUGUACGAGACCGAUGAAACAUUCAAGAUCACGCAACAAAAUGCAACCAUCUAUACCAGUACCCGGGCAGAGCUGCAGCGCAUCUGGGCAGAAACUUCUUACAGGAUGCAGUCACUUCGGGACGACCCCGUCAGCGCGAAGGAGGAAUACGACCUCAUCAGUGACGCAUCAUACAAAGGCAUCUAUUACGAUCUCUCCUUCUCGCCCGAACCGGCCCGCGACAUCUCCCACCGCCCCAAGGUGGCUAUCCUCCGUGAGCAAGGCGUCAAUGGCCAAGUCGAGAUGGCAUGGGCGUUCACCGCAGCGGGCUUUGACGCGAUCGACGUGCACAUGUCCGACAUCCUCAGUGGCGCCGCCUCCUUAAGCGCGUUCCGCGGCUUCGCAGCUUGUGGCGGGUUCUCCUACGGCGACGUCCUCGGCGCAGGCAAGGGCUGGGCGAACUCGGUACUACUCAACGCGCACGCGCGCGGCGAGUUUGGCGAGUUCUUCGCGCGGGAAGACACGUUCGCGCUCGGCGUGUGCAAUGGGUGCCAGUUCCUGAGUCACCUGCACGAGAUCGUGCCCGGCGCGCAUGCGUGGCCCGCGUUCAAGCAAAACCGCAGCGAGCGCUUCGAGGGCCGCGUGUGUACUGUGGAGAUCGUACCUAGUGCGGUGACGAGCCGCUCGGUGUUCCUGCACGACAUGGCAGGCUCGCGGCUGCCCGUGGCGGUGGCGCACGGCGAGGGCCGUGCGGCGUUUGCGAGCGAAGAGGACCGGGAGAAGCUGGAGGCGCAGGGACUGGUGGCACUGCGUUAUGUUGACUCGACGGGACAGCCCACGGAGAUGUACCCGCUCAACCCGAACGGCAGCCCGGGCGGUAUUACUGGGUUGCAUACGCCAGAUGGGCGUGUGCUGGCGCUGAUGCCCCAUCCUGAGAGAGUCGUCAGGCUGCAGUGCAACAGCUGGUAUCCUCCCGAGUUUAAUGACUCUUGGAAGGGGGUGGGUCCGUGGUUCAGGCUCUUCCAGAACGCGCGGAGAUGGUGUGGAAACUAAAAGAGCGCUGAGCUCGUUUGAUGUUCUCUAACAUAAGAUUGAUGUACCCAGACAUAAAUAUACAUAGCAGAAUCCAGUGUUGCGGGUGAUAUCCCGCUGCUAGGAGGCGCUGAUGAGCACAAGGUCCGGUACGACUGCUUC
Messenger RNA from Laetiporus sulphureus 93-53, 4290 nucleotides. RefSeq names its product phosphoribosylformylglycinamidin. Gene Ontology annotation, molecular function: phosphoribosylformylglycinamidine synthase activity. NCBI's taxonomy places the organism in Eukaryota, Fungi, Basidiomycota, Agaricomycetes, Polyporales, Laetiporaceae. The coding region runs from base 103 to 4149 and encodes 1348 amino acids. The transcript has 3 exons. Gene Ontology annotation, biological process: 'de novo' IMP biosynthetic process. The record is from RefSeq and is a predicted model, not a curated record.